This is a messenger RNA of Eutrema salsugineum, 1190 nucleotides long. Its product is annotated as E3 ubiquitin-protein ligase ATL6. The transcript has 5 exons. Gene Ontology annotation, molecular function: ubiquitin-protein transferase activity. NCBI's taxonomy places the organism in Eukaryota, Viridiplantae, Streptophyta, Magnoliopsida, Brassicales, Brassicaceae. Bases 327 to 827 code for a protein of 166 amino acids. The record is from RefSeq and is a predicted model, not a curated record.
UAUGAAUAUAAAUACAAAAAAGUUUGAUUAACAACCAAAAUAACCAUUAAAGUAAUUUGAUUUGAUUUCAUCUCUGAUAAAGUCGCCUCUCUCGUCGCAACCAGUCUUCUCCCUCUCUAUCUCGCAUUUCAGAAAAUUCUCUCUUUAUUUCCUUAUUCAACACAAAACCUCAAGAGCUUCCCAGAAAUCCGAACAAAGAGAAUGGGUUUUUAAGGAAAAUAUCAAAAAUUCCUUUUUCUCUGUGUUUUGGUUCUUUUUAUAAUCUGAAGAGCUGGAAACACACUGUUCUGCGAAUUGUCGAAAAACUUGGUUAAACCGUCCAAAGAAUGAGUUGCUGUUGCUGUUGUUUCCCGAGUAUACCCGAAAGCUCAAGAACUAUAGAUGAGCAUGUUCCUUUAUCUCAUAAUUCUCAUUCACCACCUUCCUCUGCGGUAUCCAGUGAAGCAGAAAAUAGAAACUUGGUCCCUAAUAUAUACACUGCACCGCUUCAGCCGCCAGUUCCUUUAGCAUUCUCACCUAGAAAUCUUCAAAGUCCAUCGAAAUUGCCAAGAACUCAGAGCAAUUCGGGCGAGGGAGCUCAAGGAAUCACACACGCUGUUCUGGAAAAGGAAACAUGGCCUGUUGGUGAUCUAACUGAUACUGAUCUAAAGAAAAAGGAUCGAGAAACCAUCGACGAGUGUCCAAUUUGCUUAGAAGAAUAUGAGUCAGAGAACCCGAAAUUGCUUACGAAAUGUGGCCACGAUUUUCACCUUGCGUGCAUUCUUGAAUGGAUGGAAAGAAGUGAGGCUUGUCCAGUUUGUGACAAGGAAUUGGUACUCAAUCAAUGAAUCAUAAUCGAAGUAAAACAAGAAACAGAGAACAAGAAGUGGAAAAAAAAAAGGUAUAGAAGAUUUGAUUAAACUGGCAUUAGGUGUUAGUAUGGUGAUGUGAUGAACAUUAUUGCUCUAUCUCAUUCAUAAGCUUGACUGCUUAAAUAUUUUCAUUGUUUUUUUUUCUUACCAAUCUUUUGAUUACGUAUAUCAGACACAAAAUACAGAAGAAGAAAAUAGGAUAUGAUCAUAUUUAGAAGAUGUAGACAGAAAUUUUUAUAUUCGAUUGUUUUCUAUACUUUGAAAAACGUUUUAUUCACGGUUUGUUUUUCAAUUUGAAUUAAGAGAGCUUGUCAUUUCAGAGAUUUUACUGUGUAAAAA